Molecule: messenger RNA, 2789 nt
Organism: Lytechinus variegatus (green sea urchin)
Lineage: Eukaryota; Metazoa; Echinodermata; Echinoidea; Temnopleuroida; Toxopneustidae
Product: amino acid transporter AVT1C-like
Exons: 9
Coding region: 343-1836 (497 amino acids)
Biological process (GO): L-alanine transport; amino acid transmembrane transport
Cellular component (GO): vacuolar membrane
Molecular function (GO): L-proline transmembrane transporter activity; L-alanine transmembrane transporter activity
Source: RefSeq, a predicted model, not a curated record
UACACACACGUCCUUAACGCGCGAGUGGAUGGUGCAAAUUUAUGGUGUGUGAUGUGAGUCGUCCUCAUAGAGAUGUAUACUCUAUGGUCGUCCUUUAUCCAUAGAUGUUAUCUCGAGUUUGUAGGCAGUAAACGCGUUAUCGCAUAUGAAAAAACCCACUGCGGCGUUCUCGCCGCGGCGCCCCUCAAGAGGAAAUUGCACUAUUCUUUCGCAUGGCCAUGGACUGUUAAGAGAAAGCUAUUAAAUUGCUCUCCAGCAUCCAGUAUACGCAGCUCGUAACCAGUUCAAUGAUAAUGAUCCAUCUUUUUCGAGUCGCCUUUUCCUAGGGAGAUUUAUUUCAGUAUGGCUUCCACAGCAGGCGAGAGAGAGAAAGUGAUACCACUGGUACCGGCUGGAGAGGGCACCCCGUUUGCCAAAGGUGAUACCAGGACGUUUUCUUCAAUACCAGACCCUGGUGAUGGUUACAUAGAGAAGCAGGAGAAUGUGUCAGAAUCGAGUCAGAUGCAAGAAGGAGCCUCGCCAUCUGAACACACGAAACUAAAAUCUGGCAUGAAUGUCACCCAGACAGCCAUUUUUGUCGCCAGUCAGAUAUCUGGCCUCGCCGUACUAGUUAUUCCACCUUUACUGGUUGACAGUGGUUGGCCAGGCCUGUUUAUCUACCCGGUGGUCGCAUCUCUGAGUCUCUAUACCGCCAUCUUGCUCGGUCGGUCUUGGAACAUCCUAUGUAAAAGAAAACCCGAGCUUUGUCGGGAUUGCAGACUGCCCUACUCAGCAUUAGCCGGAGAAGCUUAUGGGCAAAUCGGAAAGCGUGUAAUCUCGUUCACGAUUGGACUUAUAGGAUUGGCAUCCACCUGCACAUUCUUACUUGGCGUGUCGGAGUUGAUGUUUUCUAUUAUCUACCCCUACCAAACCUUCAGCUUCUGUUACUGGCCCCUCAUCAUAUUUCUUAUUAUCUGUCCGCUCCUGUGGUUCUCGGGCCCAAAGGAAUUAUGGGAGGUGGGUGCCGUCGGAACCUUUGCGACGUUCCUCGGCUCCUACAUCUUGACCAUCAAGGCUUUCGGGGUGUUAGGCGGGGUCUCCAACAGACCUCUAAACAUCAUCACACACUCCGCCGCUUCGGACGGUGGGUGGAGUGGGUUCUUCGGCCUCCUCGGGUCCUCAUUUUUCCUGACAGGUCCGCACUACAUCAUGCCCACCAUACAGAGAGACAUGGCCGAGCCACAGCACUUCUCAAAAGCGUUAGUCAGGGGCAUGGGCAUUCAAAUGCUGGCAAUGUUCAUCUUAGUGAUACCGAUAUGGCUUGCUUUCAGCGGUCCCUUGGCUGAGUUGGGUUAUGUGGAGAGUGUCCUGAAUGCCGUACAGGCCGGCCCGGUCCGUACUGUGGUCUCGGUACUCCUUCUCUUUCACUUCGUAGCUGUGCUGGUCAUGAGCAACAACCCACUUUUUCAAGAGCUAGAACACAAAUUUGAUAUACCACAUGCUUUCAACUGGAAGCGAAUUCUCCUUCGCACGAGUAUUUUUCUGGUCGAGUUCUUCAUCGUCGAAACAUUCCCUCAUUUUGCCAUUGUGACGUCUUUGACGGGUGGUAUAUUUCUUGCUGGUCUCUCCAUGGUUGCACCUAUUUUCAUCCAUUUAAAACUCCGUCUUAUGGAGACGGCUGAUGAUCCAGAUGAAGUUGGUAUCUCAAUGCCGGACAAGCUGGUAUGUAUUCUCACGGUGCCUGCCUAUAUUCUCAUGAUCGCUGGCAUUAUCUACUACGCUAAUUUCAACAUACAUAACGGUGUUACGGUGCUAACUGUACCGUGUUACGUCAAUGCUACCGCUGCCCACGUUUAACACUACACCAUCAUCGCAUCCGAACAAAAUAAGAGGUUGAUUUAUUCGUGUCCGGUGUUGACAACUACUGUUCUGGCAUCGUGUUUCAAGUCGUGCUUUAAUGUUUGGUGUUUGACGAAUGCAGUAAAUGAUUCAGUGUUACCCGUGUUAAAUAUUGCGGUGACUAAAAGGUGUAUCCCCCACAAUUUCAAGCGAAAAAGCAACAAUGAUUUGUGGGUUCAUUAACAUUUUGCUCCGGCGACAAUCGCUCCAGCAACAAUUGCUCCGAUCUAAAUUCCACACAUUAAUCGAAGGAGAAAAAUUAACCCUGGGUUAUACCUAGUCUGCUAUGCACACUCUGAUUAAUGGCUCGUGAGGUAUAGACGCUGCUACUGGUGCCUGAAAGGGCGAGCGAAGCGAGCUAUUUCAGACAUCUGCAACCAUAGUAGACCUAGUCUGCUAUUCAGACUCCUUGAAUCAGCUGCUGUGGUACAAACACGGCAGAUGUGGGUCUACAUUUGUAGACUAGGCUACUCUAAAAUUUAACCAUAAUCUUAACCUAAAACCCUAACCCUAGCCCUACAUCUAUGACGAAGCAAUUGUCCAAGGAGCAGAUGUCGUGUCACCCAUGCGUGAUAUAAAGUGUUCUGGGUAAAAUAUUUAGAAAAGGUUUUUGCUACCUUUUAAAUGAUGAUUUAACAUUUCAUUUCAACGUUUGAAAUUGGAUACUUAAUAUUAUAUGUGUAUAUAUGAAAGAACAGAGGAAUAAACGAAAAGGGCAGAAAUCAGACUGAAAUAAACAGUAUUUUAAAGAAAUUGAAAAUAUUAAAACAGUAAUUUUAAUAUCCGAAAUUUAUCAUUGAAAUGUAUUCAUAUUGGUACUAUGUGAUAAAGAUUAAUGUUUAAAGGUCAAGUCCACCCCAGAAAUCGAUAGAGAAAAAUCAAACAAACAUAACGCUGCAAAUUUCAUCGAA